Messenger RNA from Fonsecaea erecta, 615 nucleotides. RefSeq lists its product as hypothetical. Gene Ontology annotation, biological process: translation. The transcript has 2 exons. Lineage: Eukaryota; Fungi; Ascomycota; Eurotiomycetes; Chaetothyriales; Herpotrichiellaceae. The record is from RefSeq and is a predicted model, not a curated record. Bases 1 to 615 code for a protein of 204 amino acids. Gene Ontology annotation, cellular component: ribosome; mitochondrial large ribosomal subunit. Gene Ontology annotation, molecular function: structural constituent of ribosome.
AUGAAGGCUCCUUCUACUCUUCUUCUACGGGCUAUGCUACGCCCACAACAGCCUUUAUGCCAGGUCAGAUGGAAGUCAGAAUGGAUGCCUAGGGAGAAGUACGCGAAAAUCACAACUCUGGACAAGCUGCACCGAAGACAAAAGGCAGCUGUUCGCAAAGAAAGACAGGACAGCGAAGAUCGUGCUGCGAAAAUGUAUCCUACCUCCAGUCCUCCAGCAACCCUCUCACCGGCACGACAGCAGCAACAGCCACCACAGCAAUCCCCUCCUCAACAACUUUCUUUCCUCAAGAGCCAGAUUCAGAGCCACGACCUCACGCCAACCCUUUCCCCGCUUCCCUACCUGAUCACGCGUACUCCAUCGAAAAACCUCCCAAUCUAUCAGACCGCCAAGGCCGGCGGAUCCAAACACAUCACGACGAUCCGCAAGAUCAAGGGCGAUCUCCAGGAGCUGGCGAAUGCUGUGCGCACUGCCUUGAAGCUGGAGGAAUACAUCACCGACGUGCGAGGGCGCAAGAAGGCCAAUGUCGUGAUCAACUGGACGACGAGGCAUGUGGUGGUGAGGGGCUGGAGAGGGCCCGAGAUCAAGCGGUGGGCGGAAGUGAGUGGGUUCUGA